AAGAAUGCAAUAUUCUCGUGUUUGUGCUUGUAUGUUAUUGAAAUACUUCUCUCAUAUGAUGUUAGAUUUCUUCUCGUUAAGAUGUCCUCUUGUCACAAGUUUUGAGAAACAUCGCUCGUUAGGCUAAGUUUGACUGAAGCAGUAAGUUUCUUCCAACCAUCUUUUUUGGAAUCAUACCUUGGAAAUGAAAUUGGAAAGAUCAUACUUCCCCAUGGAAAUAUAUGCCAUUGCGGAUGGCGUUGUGUUGCCUUAUAUUCUUGAUCCAAAUUUCGAGAAAUAUUUGCCAAUUAUACCAGCUGAAGUAGUUAAAGUAAACUUCACUUGGAAAUCUGGCGACCAAAAGUAUUAUUACGAUUUUGAUCAACUGAAGUCAUUUAACGAGACCAUCCUAAGUGAUCCUCUAAUAUCUAUCGACACAAAAGGGAAAGUUCCUCGAAAAUCCAGGAUCUUCCAAGUUAUCCUACCUUGUCUUCGCAAUCAGAGUGGCGUGGCAUCGUUUGGUAUCAGUUUAAAAAUAGAAAAUGAUAAAGGUACCUAUCUUCCGGGCACUCCUUUGCGACUAAAACUCAAGAAGCAAUGUGGAGAUCAUGGUCCUGAUCCGGAAUGUGACAAGAAGUGUGCCAACGGAGGACGAUGCAAUCAACAUGGCAUAUGCCAAUGCCCGAAAGGAUAUGUAGGAAAAUAUUGCGGUUCUGCUUUGUGCUAUCCAGUAUGCAUAAAUGGCGGUACAUGUGUAGCUCCAGGCGUAUGCGCAUGUGCAGAUGGUUAUCAAGGGCCUCACUGUGAAGGAGGAAUGUGUCGAGAAAAGUGUUUAAACGGCGGAAAAUGUGUUCAAAAAGAUACGUGUCAAUGUAGACGCGGGUAUUACGGGAGCCGUUGUGAAUUCAGCAAAUGCCACAGUGUGCCAUGUUUAAACAAUGGUAGAUGUGUGGGAAUCAAUCGCUGCCGAUGCCAGAAAGGUUUCACCGGAAACCAAUGUGAAACCGCUGUGACGAAACCUGCAGAACUGGCUAGACAUGAAGGCUGCAAGAAGAAGUGCAUUCACGGAGAAUGCCACGAGAAGCAAUGUGUCUGUGAGAAAGGCUGGUUUGGAUCUAGGUGCAAUAGGCGAAAGCCCAAAAGGAAGCGACAAAGGAAACUUCUACACUAACCCCAAUAAGAACGUUUGGUAUUCACCACAUCCACAGACAUUGCUUCAUGCUUUGUUGAUUUUUAAAACAAAUUUAGGUAUUGAAAUUCAAGUGGGAAUGAUAUUUCGCUUGAGCCGUGCCAAAUUCAUCAAACCAACCUGCAACUCUGAAGUCAUAGCUGUUGCGCUAACUGCACAAGAACACUUGACUGUGCAAGAGCUGCGAGAAGAACGAGGCCUUUUCGUUCAUCCCGUUGUUGUAAAAUAUCUUUGGACACAAAGGUGGUUUUUAUAUCGGAUGCCGUUGCAGGGCUAGUUCUAAAGUGCCUUUAAUACUGUUGAUGUGUUUUUAGAUCAAAUCUUACCAUGCAUGAAAAUGGAUGUUGCAACUUGAAAGAGUAUUUCUGUGAUAUGCAGUAGCGGAAUGCUUUUAGAUCGUGAAUCGUCACCCCAAGGGAGGAUGAGGUUAGACAUGCCCACGAUGUUCUAUACGAAAAUUCAACAUUUAUCAGCAAAAGCAGUUCAGAAAAUCACUUAUAUCUACAGGAUUUCAACAAUCCAUGUGCAUUCGCAAGCGAGAAAAUAUACUAUUAUUAGAUUUGGUGAGUGAAUAGCGUUCUCAGCACGCGUAUUAUAUCACUACUGGCGAUUUUGACAAACGUCGUGCGUGGAUAAUUCCGCUUAUAGAUCCAAAUUCACUAAAAUUAAUUUUCAAAAUAAUUAAUUUCAAUUAAAUUCCCCUUUAUUUAUCAUUAACUAAGGCUUCAUAUGUUAUCUAUAGGGUUUCAUCAACAUAUUUACAUCCGUAAGUGUGAUAAUCUGUAUAUUACUGGUGUCAAGGGAGCACUGUCCCAUAGGACGUGACAUAAUGAAUGAUGAUGUAAAAAAUGCUUGAUGAUAAUUCCGCUUAUGGAUCCAAAUUCACUAAAAUUAAUUUUCAAAAUAAUUAAUUUCAAUUAAAUUCCCCUUUAUUUAUCAUUAACUAAGGCUUCAUAUGUUAUCUAUAGGGUUUCAUCAACAUAUUUACAUCAGUAAGUGCGAUAAUCCGUAUAUUACUGGUGUCAAGGGAGCACUGUCCCAUAGGACGUGACAUGAUGAAUGAUGAUGUAAAAAAUGCUUGAUGAUAAUUCCGCUUAUGGAUCCAAAUUCACUAAAAUUAAUUUUCAAAAUAAUUAAUUUCAAUUAAAUUCCCCUUUAUCUAUCAUUAACUAAGGCUUCAUAUGUUAUCUAUAGGGUUUCAUCAACAUAUUUACAUCCGUAAGUGUGAUAAUCCGUAUAUCACUGGUGUCAAGGGAGCACUGUCCCAUAGGACGUGACAUGAUGAAUGAUGAUGUAAAAAAUACUUGAUGAUAAUUCCGCUUAUGGAUCCAAAUUCACUAAAAUUAAUUUUCAAAAUAAUUAAUUUCAAUUAAAUUCCCCUUUAUCUAUCAUUAACUAAGGCUUCAUAUGUUAUCUAUAGGGUUUCAUCAACAUAUUUACAUCCGUAAGUGCGAUAAUCCGUAUAUUACUGGUGUCAAGGGAACACUGUCCCAUAGGACGUGACAUGAUGAAUGAUGAUGUAAAAAAUACUUGAUGAUAAUUCCGCUUAUGGAUACAAAAUGACUGAAAUUAAUUUUCAUAAUAAUAAUUUUAAAUUAAUUAUCUUUUCAAUUUUUAUUAACCAAGACUUCAUUUGUUAUCUAUAGGGUUUCAUCAAUAUAUACACAUUCGUGGUAGAGGUAUUCCGCACAUUAGCUGUGUUAAGGGAACACCGUUGCAUAGGACGUAUUAUUUCGUGACCGAUGAUAUUAACAAAUGCUAUGUGCUGAUAACCCCGCUUAUACAUGUAAUUUGGGUAAAAUUAUUUUUAAAAAUAUUUAUUUUAAAUUAAAUUUUCUUUUAUUUAUCACUAACUAAUGCUUCACUUUAAAAAAAAUGUAGUUAGUGUAAUGAAAAAAAAAAAAAAAAAAUAUCUGGUGAAAAUAGAGCCGUGAAGUGUUUGCCCUCCCCAAGACAGUUGAUGAAUUGAGAAAAAGAUUAAUAAAGGAUUAUUCCACUUAUAAAUGCAAAAUAUCUAAAAAUUUUGAAAUAAUUAUUUUCAAUUAAAUUGCCUUUUAUAUGACAUUAAUUACUGUUUAACUUUUUUAUUUUCCAAAUAUAUAUAUAUUGCAGCUUUAGGAUAAUAUUAACACUUUGUCAAAUUUAUUGGCCAGGUUCCUGUUUUAUUAUAAUAUUCACUUAGUCAUUACAAUAUUUAUAAAUAUCAAGUGUCUAAUUAAAUAUAAUUGUGUAUACUGUGCAAAUAACAAUAAUAAAUAAAUAAAAAUUAUGUAUUUCACAAAGUUUUUAAAAUAGAAAAAUAAUAUAAAACAGAUAAUUAAUAUGCCGAUUUAAAUAAAAUGUAUUGGUGCGUGAAAAUAAAUUGAUCAGAUUAUUGACUGACUGAAGGCAAAUAACCUUCGGAAAUGAUGUUUUAGAAUAUUUAAAUGGUAUUAAAAAAUAUUUAUUAGUUUUAAGCUGUCGCAUGCAUCGCAUAUGAUUCACACUUAAUAUUUAAUUAGUUUAUGCCUACUUUUUAGUUAGAAGAUGCCUUCACUUCUACAGUUUAAGAAAUGGCACUAAAAAAGGGUCGUCUAAUUAGAAGAUUCAAAUCGUAUGCGUAAAUAAUGGCAACGUAGGUAUUAAAAUUACUUUUAAAUUUAAAUUAAAUUUUGUAAGCAAGAUGCUGAAACUAUCUAACUUAAAGAAGAUUAAUGAUUUUUAUUUUGCUGGGUCAUAACAUUUGUUUCUUUUAAAGUUACUUAUUUAAAAAUUAUACUAAAAAAUUAAAAUAUGUGAUUUUGGAAAGAGGAGAGAGAUUCUAAUACAGCUUAAUCCGAUCCUGGUCUUAGUAUAGAAUGUGCUAAAAAUUGCUUGCUUUAUAUUCAUUGCAUAUAUGCCUUAGUUGAAAUCAUACAAAAUGCAACAUGUAUGAGGUGCAAAACAACUUGAUACACAUAUAGGGCGAAAACAUCAAUUAUUUUAGAAUCGAAGUGAUGAAGAAUCUAAAAUUGGGGACACAGAAUUGCAGUAAGAAUCAAAUCAAAUAUCUAGAAAUGCGUAAAAUUUAUGAUCUAUAAAAGAAAAUACAUAAUGUUAUAAACAUGGUAAUUUACUUUAUAGUAACGAGUCCGUUUAUUUUUUUAACGAAUUAAAUUAAAGCUUUAUUUUAUUUAUAUCUCGUAUUAUUGGUACAUCUCAAGCAGUGUGAUUUGUAGUCUUUAAAAGAUUGAUCGGUAUUCUCCCAAUUUGCGAUCUGCCUUACUUAACUGUGUAGUUACUUUACUGAACGAUAGAUGGCGCCACAUAAAUUUUUUUAUAAAAAUAACUUUUUAAAGUAUAAUUUAUAUCAAAUAAACGAAUAAAAAUUAUAUUAUUUAUUAUAUUACAUUAUAUUAUUAUAUAGAAAUUCUAAAUUAUUUACUGGUUCGACAUAACAAACUUAAUAUCCACGGUCCUUUUAAUCGGUUGCCAUGGUUUCUUUGAAUGAAGGGGAUUAAGGGGAUUUUUAGCUACAAAGGCUGUCAUCCCAGCGUUCAACAAUGUUUUCUUUGGUUGUAGAUAUUUUGUGUCAGAAUCGUUUGAUGACUACAACCAUCAGACGAUUCACAAAUAAAUUGAAGAGUUGAUUCUUCGAUGAUUAACUCAAGAUAAAAUUCCCUAACUUUCGUUUUGAACGUGCCAUAAAAUAAAGGGGAAAAAAAAAAAAAAAACUGUGUAAAAACAACAAUUAUUGGGCGCCGCCACCUAUCGAUCUGUAAAGUAGUUACACGGUGUAGUAAAACAAAUCGCAUAUUGAGACUAUACCGAUAGACGUUUACAAAAAAAUAUCCAUGGAAGAUUCAUAUUACUAUAGAAAUACUCAUAAAUACGUGCAGAAAUACUCUUUCUAUGUUGUUUGAUAUACUCUUCAUAAUAGAGUAUCAUUGUUUUUCAUACCAUUUAUUCGUAGUUAUGUUUAUAUCAAAUCAUUAUUGUGUUAGGAAAGUUUUAUCAUAUGCAAGUAGAAUUUAGAAAUGUAUUAUAUUUAGUUUUUGCAAAGAAAAUUAUAUAAAUAUUUAUAAAAUUUAAAUCUUAUAUUAUAGAAAAUUUUGUUUAUAAAAACAGAUUUUAUACACACUUUUCAUAGAUUUUAUGAAAUGACAUUGCAGUGAAUUACAUUAUAAUAGAGCUGUAGAAUUAAAAACAUUUUUAAAUAUGGAAGAAUUCAAUUUAAUUCGUACAGAAUAUUU
Argiope bruennichi is the source of this 5379-nucleotide messenger RNA. It is a transcript of the gene shf, whose product is annotated as protein shifted-like. The record is from RefSeq and is a predicted model, not a curated record. Gene Ontology annotation, molecular function: signaling receptor binding. The transcript has 10 exons. Gene Ontology annotation, biological process: anatomical structure development. NCBI's taxonomy places the organism in Eukaryota, Metazoa, Arthropoda, Arachnida, Araneae, Araneidae. Bases 185 to 1150 code for a protein of 321 amino acids. Gene Ontology annotation, cellular component: cell surface; extracellular region.